Messenger RNA from Notechis scutatus (mainland tiger snake), 3049 nucleotides. RefSeq names its product raftlin family member 2 (gene RFTN2). The record is from RefSeq and is a predicted model, not a curated record. Lineage: Eukaryota; Metazoa; Chordata; Lepidosauria; Squamata; Elapidae.
CCUAACUUUAUUUUGUUUCUUUUCUUUUCUUUUUGUAUCAUCAUUAUCAGCCAGCCAAGAAAGACAGACAAAGCACUCAUUGGUGCCCUCUGCAACAGAACACUAUUAGGGGGCUGGCUGUAAAUUGACGUGGCAUGGAAAAUCUCUGCUCACUUUGUAGCAGUUUGUAUUUUUUGAAAGAGGAGUAAUCUGCUGAAUUUGUUGCCUGGUAUCCUUAAGAACAGUUGUGCCUUGCUGUAAAUAUGGAGAGAAAAUUCCUAUUUUUUCUAACUUGGGAGCAAAAUAUUGAUUUCUGUUUGGAUGUUUGGUUAACAGCAAUAAAAAGGAUCUAACAGAUUGCUUGUUUUUAACCCGUCUUGUGAGAGAAGCCGAUUUUGUGCCUGCAGAGUUUCUACUCUCGCUUCCUUUCCUUACUUUUCCCUUUAUACCCAUCCGCCAGGUCUUAAGAUGGGGUGUGGGCUGAGAAAGCUAGAAGAUCCAGAUGACAGCAGUCCUGGAAAAAUAUUUUCAACGCUGAAGAGACCACAAGUGGAAACAAAAUCAGACUCUGCUUAUGAGUACAUAUUGCUAGAUUUUACUUUAGAAGUUGUCUCAAAUCCAGAAAUUAUCAAAAUAUGCUCUGUUUUGGAUAUCGCAAAGAACGUGGAGGAGUAUUAUAAUAAAGGAUAUGUGGUAGGAGCUAUUCAUCCUGUUUUACUGUCAUCUGGACAAAGAAGGCAUUUUCCAGCAAGUCACAUCUAUCGAGUUGUGCUUGUGCGUCUCAAAUUCAGCCACAAGAAUCCACCAAUAAGAGAAACAAGACAACCCAGGCUUGUGAUUGAGCAGUGUCCUUUAACAUAUGAAAAACUAACAAAUGAGGCAGUUAAGGAAGUGUUAGAGAAGGUCAAUGAUGCUGCUAAAAGAGGAAUGAAGUUUGUUGGGUUUAUAACCCAGUCUUGCUCUCAAUCUAAAAUCUGCAAUGGCACAAACCUGGGUGAAGAUAUGGAGUCUGACUCGAUACUAUGCAGAAAGAACAGAGAGCAGAGAAGCCAUGAUUCAGAGGAAAAUGUUAGAACCUGGAAUGAAGGGACACUGAGUGGUCAAUCUUCUGAGAGUGGAAUACAGGAAGAAAUUCAGCCGGACGGCAGGCCAGCACAAAAGACUGAUUUUCAAUAUGGAAGAGAAGGCUGUCCCAGCCCAAAUAAAUUAAAGGAAAAGGAAGACACCAAACUAUAUACUGUUUUCAAUGUCUUUGAAGAUGAUUCCGUCAGUUGGACCUAUCAUGAUGGUAUUUUGUCUCUGAAAGUGUCACGGAAAGGACCUGUGAUUAGUACAUUGGAUGCUGAUUGGUUAGAUUUAACCACAUUUUAUUACAAACAAGGCUUGUCAUUAAUUGAUUCCUUUGUGUGUUGGGAAGCCACUAAAGCUGACUUUGGGCCCAAAUCAUUAGAAGGGUUAUUUAUAUAUGAAGAAGAACCGGGGUUUCCAGGUUCGGAGAGGAAAGGAAAUGAUGCUAUUGUUGUAGAACAAUGGACUGUCAUUGAGGACAGUGAAAUCAAAACUGAUUAUGGUCCUUUACUGCACACUUUGGCGGAAUUUGGCUGGCUUUUAACAUGUGUGUUGCCUACUCCUGUCAUCCGACUGGACAGUGAAGGCAAUCUAGCCACUAAGCAAGUUGUUUUCCUUCAGCGGCCAGCUAUGGGGAACCCAGCUGUCCAGAUACCUGAGAAAAAAACUACUAAGCAAUUUGGAGAAGAAAAGUUGAACGUAAGUGGAAAAGACACAGCUACUUGUCAGCCUGUCCAACACAUGCAACCUACAGAGGAAUUCCAUAUAGUACCUUCUCCACAGUGCUGGCCCAAAGAUGAAUCUGCCCAGUGUGAAAGCUUCCCUGCAUUCAAGAGCAGUGACGGCAUGCUUAGAGAACUGGAGGAAGGACAGUUUGACCAAGAAGAUGGAGUCACUCAAGUUACUUGUAUGUGACCAGAAAAUUACUAAGAGGAACCCAUAGAAGUCUGAAGAGAGAUGGUUUUGGCCUUGAGCUAAGAAUAAUUCUGAACUCCUGCCUUCAAGCAAGAGGAAGUGAUGAAGAUAUUGGUUGGCACCCAACAACACUUCUGUUUGUUUUGGGACAGUUUCACCAUGCACACCUUUAGAAGCUAUUUUGUGAAAGCACAUGCUCCUGCACAGCAAGUAUUUUAUAAUUCACCUAAAAUAUACAUUGUAUUUUAAAUCCCAAAAGUUCUCAAAAUUAGUCAACCAUUGCCUUACAUUUUCUCCAACUGAAAUAGCUCAGCUGUUUCUUAAGGGAAGACGGGCUACCCUGGACCAGGAAUGGGGUUCGCUAUGAGGUUAAAAUUAUUUUGAAACAAUUACCACCUAAAGAUCACCCUAUCCUUUAAGAUUAUAAUGGCAUAAUUGCAGCACUAGCUUUCAAUCAUUCUGGGUAUUUAUUUAGUUGUAUUUUACUUCAAUAGCUGCCCGUCAAAAUGAGUGUUUUUGGGAAGCCUACAUCAUAAAACGUAAAACAAUUUAAAAACAAUACAAACUACAUAUACAUGGUUGCUGCAUAGAACUAUUAUAAUAGGCAAGAAUACAGCCAAGAAAUGGGGCCCUUAACUCACUUGAGGUUUCAGACCCAGGUACACAACCCAGGUACACAACUUCAUGGCCUUAUAAAAGCCAACAGGGUCAGAGUCAUUCUGAUCUCUGAAGGGAGAAUAUUCUAGAAAGCAGUGGCUACAGCAGAGAAAACAUGUUUCCUGGUCCCCAUCACCUGACAUUCCUUAACUAAUGAGACCUGUAACAGACCCAACCUACCAGAACAAAUUGGACUGGUAAAAACAACUGGGAGAAGAUAGUACCUUACAGUAGGUAUCCCAUCCCUAAGCCACAAAGGACUUUAAAAAUGAUGUGGUGGAAUGUAGGAGGGAUGCAUUCCAAAGCCCAAAAGAGGCAGCAAAGCAUGGGCUCUGGUCAGAAGAGGGUAAAAAUUGUCUAUAGUAAUGCAAUGGUUGCUUUAGUUUGGCAAAAUUUCGGCCUAUAUGUGGAAUAAUAAAGGAAACUACUC